CGAAGCUCGCAGGCGCUGGAUGUAAUUUUCAAAUUUGGAUUAUUUUCAUUUCUUCUAUUAGCUUUUUCAACCAAAAUAUCUUUUUUCUUUGUGUGUUUUUUUCCUUCUGCUUUAACGAACACUGUGUUCUCGAAAAUGGGCAAAUUUUCAAGGACUACGAACAUUUUUCACAUGGGAGAAUUUGUGUUUCUUUUCAUAUUUGCGGUUCACAUUUAUACUGCAGCAUCGAUUGAAAUAGCUGCUUCAGGUUAGUUUCAGAUUAAAUAUGUCACUUUAUUUGUGCCAUAAGUAGAAGCAAUCUUUGGACUAGAAAGAUUGAAAUGUGCCCCAAUUGAUUAUUUUGCCUCUUAUUAUUUUGAUAUAAUUAGGGGUUGCUGUCCUGAGUGGUUAUAUUACUACCUAGUCUACCUUAAAAAAUAAGCAGAAACUCGACGUUUCGAGCAAAGGCCGUUCGUCAAGAGGCUAUUAAACUUUCUGGGUUGGCUACUAACUCUUGACAAAGGGCCUUCGCUCGAAACAUUGAGUUUUUAUUAUUUAAGGUAGUAAUAUAAUCACUCAGUACAUUGGUACUACCAACACUAGUACAGACAUGAUGUUUGUGAUGUUACUCUGAGUGCAUGUCCACACCGGGCGAGCUUGAAAAAUAUGCCCGGCCACAUUGGGAAUUGAACAUAUGACCUUUGGAAUACUAGCCCAAACAUCAUAUUAUUCACCUGAGUACACAACACCAACACAGAAAACAUUCAUAUUACUAGAUUACAUUGGUAUCGAAGGAACUAACCUGACCGUGUAGCUCAGUUGGCAGAGCAUUGGGCUAGUAUUUUAAAGGUCGUAGGUUUGAUUCCCACUGUGGCUGGGCAUAUUUUUCAAGCUUGCCCGGUGUGGACAUUCACUGGUACAGACAGUUUUAAUAUAAUUAGGGGCCAUCUCCAUAUUUAUGUUGCCACAAAUAACGUUGAAUCAACGUUGUGAGUGGGUUUUUAUAUGAUCUCGUGCCUGACUGGAAAGUUUGGAAAAUGUGCGGCCAAGAUUUUGAAGGUUUAAUAGUAAAUAUAUAGAAAGCAUCAAAAACUUUCCAAACUGGAUCUCGUGGCAAUUAAUGUCCAAAGUAACUAUCACAGUACAGAUUUUGUAUUAUAAAUACGAAAGUCAAAAUUCAACUGAAUAUGAUCGAUGUUAUUAUCUGGGCAACAUCAAUUCGAUGUUAUGGCCCCUUAAUUGAUAUUAGCUGAAAAAUACAGGUGGAACUUUGCCAUUUUCUGCACUCUCUGGACGGUAAGCUUUUAUUAUUUUGGUCUGCCUUAGGCCACAUAAAAAAAAUAGUUGGUUAGCAUCCUCGCCCGCCAACAAAAAAGGCCCCGCUCAGGAUUUUUAAAAUUUUUUUAUUAAAAAACAACUUUUAUUGAUCAACAGGCUCUAAUAUAUGUAGUAUUUCUGUUGACUGUAGUCAGUUGUGUUAAUAAAUUGUGACAUUGCGUGCAAAUUAAAGUGACGAUAUGAAUCAUAUUUUGAAACCUAUAAAAAAAUAUCUGUACUAUGCAAGGACCUAAAGGUUUUCGGACCUAAAACCAGGGCGUUAAAAAUUAGUAUAAACCCCAAGGUUUUCGGACCUAAAACCAGGACGUUAAAAAUUAGUAUAAAUUUAAAAAAAAAUCCGCCCGCCCACUUUUUGGCAAAAGCUAAGGAUGCUAACCAACUAUUUUUUUAUGUAGCCUUACAUAAGACACAUUGCCAGAUAAUUUGGUUAACCAUUAAACAGAAAACUCUCCCCUUAUCCCAACCCAUUGUGUCAAACUGGAGCACCCAGAGAAAACCCUCAACUUUUGACUCUUCACACAAGUCCAUAGCGAGAAUCGAACCCACAAUCUCACAUUAUCAUUGUUCUCGCAGAUCAGCAAUGUCUUGGACGAUAUUGUGGAAAAUUGAAUGGAACUGACUGUGGAGUAAGUAUUAUGUAAGGGUGGGUUGACUACAACAUUUUUGUAGUUUGCUAUAACUACAGCUACUUCAAAAAUAAUGUAGUCAGCUACAACUACUGCUACUUUUGAACAAAGAUAGUUCGCUACUGACUACAGCAACUGCUUAAAUUUUUUUAGUUUUACGGUAUUUGGAGCAUCUACUAAGUAAACUCAGGCUGAAAUGUAACCUAUAACAAAUCGACUUACGAGUAACAACAGUAAACACAAAGCAACAUUUUUCUAAGCACCACAUCACUGUUCAAGAGUGCAAAUUGACUAUUGAGUAUUGAUUUUAAGCAAACUGUGUCUCAAUAUCAUGCUAUUCUAUCAAGUUGCUACCAAUUUUAAAAAGUAGCGAAUAGCGAUUUGCUGUUUGAAAAGUAGUCAACUACUUGGCUACUUUUAGGCAAAAUGUAGUUCGCUAUAACUACAACUACUGUUUUAAAAAAGUAGUCAAAAACUACUGGCUACUUGAAAAUUGUAGUUCGCUACAGUAGCGAACUACAACUACUUCACUACUACCCACCCUUGCUAUUAUGUACAUUAUUGCCAUUGAGUGACGGCACUCUCCCCUUGACAACUAAAAUUGUCUGGCAUUGGACAGAGUAAAUGUAAUGCAGUCUUAAGUUGUACUGCAUUCCAAAGAGCCCUACUUUAUUAUAUUAUUUGAUCUGUCUAAUGCCAGAUGAUUUUACUUAUUGUGGGGAAAGUUCUGGCCUGCUCAAUGGGUUGAAUUUAAAUUGAGGAAGUGGAAAAAAUGGAAGAACAGUGUAAUAGAAGAAUGACAUAAGGUGCAUUGUGGUUAUUGGGCUAACCCUUUAAGUGGCAAAGCACCCUCGAUGGGAGACCACUGCCACUCAUUGGGUUAAUCUAUCUUUGUUGUAUAGCGUUGUCCUCGAGGAUAUCGAACAGACGGACAUUAUUGUCGAGAAUGUUUGAAUGAACCUAAGCUUUAUGAUUGGUUAUAUCUGGGAUUCAUGGCUCUCAUUACAACACUUAUGCAUUGUACCUUUAUCUAUCAAUACAGUCGACAACAGCAACAGUAAGUAUGUCAUUUGGUCUGUCAGUCCGUAACAGACGUUACGAUUUGUUGCACUUUUGUCCCAAUGUCUUCAUUUCCAAGUCCUAAGUAGUCAACAGACAAUGUCUGGCCAGAAUGCGGAGUUAUCCGGUCAAAUUCUUACCUUGCCGGUCAUUUUGACCAGUCACUUUUGGUAGAAGAACAAACUAAUCUUCAUUUGAAUUAAUAAUCAAAAUACAUAAUAAAAGCAAUCUUCAUUUGAAUUAAUAAUCAAAAUACAUAAUAAAAGCAAUCUUCAUUUGAAUUACCUGUAAUAAUCAAAAUACUCGCUUGCAAGCUUGGUCGACUGACAUUAUGACAUCAUUACAAUAUUGGUGUCAGAUAGAUUGUUCCAUGAUUGGUAUUAAAAUUUCCAAAUGUGGCGACAAUUGGUCAAUCACUAAACCAGGCUGCCAUCUAUUCAGGUCAGGUCAUGCAGCCAUGUGUCUGCCACUAUUGUACGUUUUUGCGAUGACUGUAAGAUUAAAGUUUGUUUGCAUUUAGCACUGUGAUUAUGCAAAUCUCAGCUACGCUGGAAUCUGUACUUGCUGGAAUAUUUACACUUCUUGUCACCGAGCCAAAAGGUAAUAUAUACUACUCAUUCUCAUUUUACAUAUAUGGGAAAUUGCUA
Messenger RNA from Paramuricea clavata, 3649 nucleotides. The record is from the annotation of a GenBank genome assembly. Lineage: Eukaryota; Metazoa; Cnidaria; Anthozoa; Malacalcyonacea; Plexauridae.